UAUUUAAUUAUAAGAAAAUUUAUUGUGUGAGCUAUGUAUCAAUUGUAGGCGUCACAAAUACACACAAAGAAUAUAUCUACAGUUUCAAAUUUCAUGGGGCGUUUGAUAAAAUGUUACUGAUUUUACAGAAACACUUUUCUUUCUUUUAGUUCUUCGUUAUUCAGUGUACAUCAUCAUGUCAUUAGUUCAAUAUAUUUUCAUUUUGACAUUUUUUAACCAUUUUUUGAUGCAUGUAAUUAAUGGUCAAUCAUGGUCAAAAUCUUGCAAUUUAGUUGAAGAAAAGUCACCAUAUUUACGUCUCAAAAGACAUCUUUUAUGUGAUUAUGAUCCAAGUGUUCGUCCAACCAUUAAUUUCCGCAAUAGAACAGAUCUAUCAAUAGUAGUUGUUCCAAAACUUAUGGACUUUAAUGAAUUUACAAAUGUUAUGAAGCUGCAUACUUGGAUGUACAUUGCAUGGAAAGAUCCUCAUUUGCAGUGGAAGCCUGAGGAAUUUGACGGAGUUGAUUCUCUCUAUGUUAUGAGUCAUGAAAUUUGGACACCUGACAUUACUAUUGUCAAUGCAGGAUUUGGCGAGCAAGAAAUUGGUAUUCCCCUUACGAGUUGCAUUCUUUCGAAAGAUGGAAGAGUGGCUUGUGUUCCAAUAGUUUGCUAUUCAACGAGGUGUCAUAGAGAUCAUACAUAUUGGCCGUUUGAUCAACAACAUUGUAGUUUUGAGUAUGCUUCAUGGUCUUACAAUACUGAAGAAAUAUAUUUAAGUAAAGAUAGUUUUCGACUGCAAAUGAUUCAUUUUGUACCUAAUGCAGAAUGGAAAAUCAAUAAUUUCAAAGUUGAACCAGUACAAAAAAAAUCUAAAUACACGUCGCAAUUAUAUUUGGCCGCUGUUUCUAUAAAUUUUAAUGUAGAACGUGUAAAUAGUAUGUUAAGACGAAUGUUUAUUACACCAAUAAUAGUGGUUAUGAUGAUGACAUUAGCAACUAUGUGGUUUGACUCAGCAUCAAAAGAACGACUCAUAAUUGCGUGUAUUAAUUUUAUAAUACAUUUUUUAUGUCUGUCACAUCUUCAUUGGAGAUUGUCCGCUGCAGUCAUCCCUAAUAUCCUAAUUUUUUAUCACAGUUCAAUGAUAUUGGCGACGAGUGCCCUAAUUUUGACGUGUAUAUUUAGGAAAUUGGUCAUUUUAAAAACGUCACCACCAACGUGGGUUUCUUCUACGAUUUUGACAGUUUUAGUAAAUAAAUAUGGUCAGGUAUUACUAUCACUUAUAUUCGAUUUGAAAGCAUCAGCGAAAAUUUUAGAAGACGGUGAUGAUAGUAAUGAUCUUAUUAAUUCCGAGUUUUCAAAAACAACCACCUGGAAUGAUGUCAUUGUUCUUUUAAACUGGAUUAUAUUAAUCUGUUUUGUCUUUAUUUAUAUUAUUAUGUGUGUAGUAUUUAUUCAUAUUCCAUAGCUAUUCAAUUAUUUUCUCAUGUAAAAUAACAUAACAAGCAAUAUUGUCAAUUUAUAAUCAUUUA
Cotesia glomerata is the source of this 1508-nucleotide messenger RNA. Its product is annotated as neuronal acetylcholine receptor subunit alpha-2-like. The record is from RefSeq and is a predicted model, not a curated record. Gene Ontology annotation, biological process: monoatomic ion transmembrane transport; nervous system process; regulation of membrane potential. Bases 176 to 1444 code for a protein of 422 amino acids. Gene Ontology annotation, molecular function: neurotransmitter receptor activity; extracellular ligand-gated monoatomic ion channel activity; transmembrane signaling receptor activity. NCBI's taxonomy places the organism in Eukaryota, Metazoa, Arthropoda, Insecta, Hymenoptera, Braconidae. Gene Ontology annotation, cellular component: neuron projection; synapse; membrane. The transcript has 6 exons.